AUGGUAGAUGAUUUUUGUGGCGUUUUGGCAAAAAUUACCUUAUCUUCUGGGAUACAGAUAGGAUUACACGUGUAAACAAUGUCGAAAAACGAACAGGUUUUACUUCUAGAACCUCCAAACGAACUCAGGUUCAGAGGACCAUUCACUGAUGUGGUGACAGCAAAUCUAACCCUAACUAAUCCCACAAUGUCACGGGUAUGCUUCAAAGUGAAGACAACAGCGCCAAAGAGGUACUGUGUGCGGCCAAACAGCGGCCUGCUGGAGCCUGGAAAAGCCGUCUCCGUGGCAGUCAUGUUACAACCCUUUGACUAUGAUCCCAAUGAGAAGAACAAGCACAAGUUCAUGGUGCAGACGAUGAUCGCUCCAGACGGCAAGAUUGAAAACCAGGAGGCUUUGUGGAAGGAUGCCCCAGCCGAGAAGUUAAUGGACUCCAAACUUAAAUGUGUUUUUGAAAUGCCAGUUGAUAUGAAUAAUGCUAAUAAUGAAGAAAUUACCAAACAGGUUAUUUCAGACAGACAAACGCUGCCAAAGGCUAACCCUGCCGACCCAGUGGGAGAGUACAGGAAGCUGGCGGAAGAAUGUAAACGCUUACAGUCGGAAAAAAGCCAGCUUAGAGAAGAGAACAGCCAGCUGAGGACAGACAACAAUAAGAUGAAGGAGGAAACGGUGCGCUUGCGUAAAGUGGCAGUGUCGGAUACGGUGUCCUCAACGCCGGCCUCCUCUGCUUUGUCGGUGAAGUCGGCCAGUCCAAUCAGCAACAUCCCCCCAAUAGUCCUAGCGAUUGUGGCGUUAAUACUGGGUCUCAUCCUCGGCAAAGUUCUCCUGUAACUCGGCUGAACUCUAUCCAGAAUAUUUACAUGUACCUUGCCUUUACAAAGUGCAACCAAGGCUAUAGAUUUCCUAUUGUCUUCUCCUCUUAUUGAUUUCAUAUCUUUUCAAUCUGUUAAAAGACGAAACAGAGAAAAGCCUGCAUUAUCGAAUUCAGAUAAAAUAUAAAGUCCUGCUGCUUUUUUCAGAUUUAGAGCUGAAAGGUCGGAGCACAUAUUGAGAUUUCGUAUAUAUAGUACAUGUAUAUACAUGUAGAUUCAUGAAUAACUCAAGGGCAAACCGGGAGUGCAUGUAAUUCACCUUUGCAGCGAUACUGGUCAGACAGUUGGAAAAGUAGUAUUGUUUAUCUAUGAUUAAUGGUAUAACCUGUCUUGAUCCUUGAUAUUUUGACUCGGCUUCUCAAUAGUGCUUGCGACAAAAAAAAAAAAAAAAAAGUGCAUGGAGUAAUUAUUUAUUUCAAAGAUUUUGAUUUUUACAGUUUUUAUGAUGCAGGUGAUUAAUGAUUUGGAGGGGGGAAGGGAAGCUUGAGAAAUUCACAUACUUGUAGUUGUGGGCUAUUUCUCGUUGCUCUUGAGAUGCACUAGAUGCGAGUGCAUUGAUGAAGGGUAUACUGGUUGAAGCAGACCUCCGUUUGUCGUUCAUGCACUCCGGUUCCUGUAUCUCCCGGUUUGCGCUAGUUGUGCAAUCUUACAGAAUGUAUACACUAUCCGUGCUCAACUGCUUGCCUUACUAUUCCUAGCUGCGCACACUUUUCUCUAAAGUAUGGGAGCUGGGAUGGCUGUUACCAUGCACACUGUUCAGGUUUUCUCCCUAGACUUUGCUGCCUUGUAUAGCACUACCACAUUGCUGUGUUGUACGCCCACAGCAGUGAAGAUACCAGGGUAGGGAAAUGAACGCUUUGUAAUGGUUAUCUCCCUUGGAUCCUGACCAGUUCUCGUGUAAUUGACAGAUGGAAGCUAAUUUGUAAAUUAUAAAAAAUGCAUUUAGUAAAGGUUUUGGGAGGUUAUUUACUGAACAGAUUUCAUAGAUUUGUAUUCUGAUGUUACUUGUAGCUUGCUUUAAUAUCUUUCAGUAUGUGGAAUAUUCGUUUGAAUUAUGAAAAUCGAUUAUGAAAAAUUGAUCGCAAUUAUUAAAGACAAGUCCAUUGUGUACAAAAGCAACACCUUCUAUGUUAAUUCUUGUAUAAUUAAUAGUUUUUCAUAUGUGUUGGUGAUUGUCUGACAUUUUUUUCUCUUCCGUGGAAGGAGUGUUUAUAUUGAAGUCUGCCAAUGUAGAUGUACCUGUACAUAUUAUAUAUAUAUUAGGCAUAUAUAUGGAAUUGGAGUGGAGGCCUGUAGGUGUGCUGUAGCUUGUAUAGUCGGAAGAUUGUCAGUGGACAGUCACUUUCUUUUGUGAGGUUGAAAGGGACAAUUCUGAUCUGUGUGCUAACCUGUCACACUCAUGAUAUUUAUAUGCUCUCCAUGCUGCUUUCUAAAAAGCUUCAAAGGCCUGUUUUGGGUUUUUUAUUUUUUUUUUCCCUUUUUAUGCUUCUCUCUUCAUUUUUCUCUUUCAGUCUGACCCAAAUAAUGCAGAGACAAUUGAGAAAAAGCAGAUCAUACAUAUAUAAGUAGAGAGAGAGAGUGUAGCACUUUACUUCUCUCACGUCUUCGCUGUCCUGGAUCCGCAACAUCACAUUGGACAUGUUGUUGGACUAACUAAUCCAGGGUCAUUUCGGCACAAUUUCGGCCAAUCAAAAUGCAAAUAACUAUAGUAGAGGUCUGGACAUCUCUAGAGGAUGAGUCUUGGGGGUGGGGG
Liolophura sinensis is the source of this 2622-nucleotide messenger RNA. RefSeq names its product vesicle-associated membrane protein/synaptobrevin-binding protein-like. The coding region runs from base 79 to 828 and encodes 249 amino acids. Gene Ontology annotation, biological process: endoplasmic reticulum membrane organization. Lineage: Eukaryota; Metazoa; Mollusca; Polyplacophora; Chitonida; Chitonidae. The record is from RefSeq and is a predicted model, not a curated record. Gene Ontology annotation, molecular function: FFAT motif binding. Gene Ontology annotation, cellular component: plasma membrane; endoplasmic reticulum membrane. The transcript has 7 exons.